Messenger RNA from Ficedula albicollis (Collared flycatcher), 2294 nucleotides. It is a transcript of the gene TAL1, whose product is annotated as T-cell acute lymphocytic leukemia 1. Bases 167 to 1354 code for a protein of 395 amino acids. Gene Ontology annotation, molecular function: protein dimerization activity; RNA polymerase II cis-regulatory region sequence-specific DNA binding; DNA-binding transcription factor activity, RNA polymerase II-specific. NCBI's taxonomy places the organism in Eukaryota, Metazoa, Chordata, Aves, Passeriformes, Muscicapidae. The transcript has 6 exons. The record is from RefSeq and is a predicted model, not a curated record. Gene Ontology annotation, biological process: regulation of transcription by RNA polymerase II.
GGUUUUAUCUCUCUCGGCCACAUUGCAGUAGUGUUCCGCUCUCCAUACUAAAUAGGAAACUGGACGUGAUGUGGAAUUAGAGCCUACCCAGCUGAAGCCACCCAACACUUACUACAAAUAUAGCCGCGAUGCGUAGGCCACAAAAUGGCUCCACUCACUUUUCCCAAUGAAAAGCAAAUGGACGAUGGACAGGCCGCCCGCCCCGCCGCCCCCCAGUGACCCCCGCGAUGCCCGCCCCGCCCGGCGGCACGACUCGGAAGCGGAGAGCACGAGCGAGCCCGAGAGCAGCCGCGGGGGCAUGGAGGCGCCGGCGGACCCCCAGCUACCUGUGCAGAGCGAAGGGGUCCGACAACAAACGAACGAGAACCGGUUCAGCUCUUCCGAGCGCCCCGGGCUCUCUCGGCUCUCCGACGAGUCCCAAAUUAGCGAAGGGGACAGCAGCGCUCUGACAGGGGCUGAGGCAGGGGGCUGUGGGGGCCGGACCCGCCUCGCCUCCCGGGCCUCCCGGGAAAGCUGCGCUGCGGACCGGCCCGGGGGAUGUGCGUGCCCGCCUGGGUGGAGCACAGAGUGGCGGGAACGGGCCGAUUUUGCCCUAAACCGCAAGUCUGGACUCCCCACGCCGCUCGCAUGCCCCUGCCCACGCAGGGCUGGCGUCUCUUGCUGCGUGUCCCCGGCUGGCCGCGUGCGGUGCCGCCGCACGACCUCGGCUCGGCUUCGUGAGCCGCGAGCUCGCUGCGCCGUCACGGAGCGGCUCCGCUUCCCGCCGGCCCCGGACGCAGCCCCCACCACGGGCAGGGCCGGGGGGAUGUCGGUCUGUCCUCACGGCCCCUCUGCCUUUCUUUGCAGCGGGUUUUUCGGCGAACCGGAUUCCUUCUCCAUGUACGGCAGCAACCGGGUGAAGCGGAGACCCUCUCCAUACGAGAUGGAAAUCACCGACGGUCCCCACACCAAGGUGGUCCGUCGCAUUUUCACCAACAGCCGGGAGAGGUGGAGGCAGCAGAACGUCAACGGGGCCUUCGCAGAGCUGCGCAAGCUCAUCCCCACCCACCCGCCCGACAAGAAACUCAGCAAGAACGAGAUCCUGCGCCUGGCCAUGAAGUACAUCAACUUCCUGGCCAAGCUGCUCAACGACCAGGAGGAGGAGGGAAACCAAAGGGGCAAAGCGAACAAAGACUCGGGGAUAGUCCAGGAAGACCUGCUGCAGGACAUGCUGUCGCCCAACUCGAGCUGCGGCAGCUCUCUGGACGGGGCGGCCAGCCCGGACAGCUUCACGGAGGAGCAGGAGCUGGAGGCGAAGCACGCGCGGGGCCUGCACCACGCCAUGCUGCCCGUGGAGGGCACGGCCCAGCGGUGAUGGCCCACGCUGCUCCCCGGGCGCCUCGGGCCCGCCUGGGCGGCUGCUGGAGCUCCUGCUGCUGGGCUUUGUGACUCUGCCUUCCCCCAGGCUCGGGCUGCCCGCUCUCCCCACCCCGGGCCGAGGACGAGACCGACCCAGAUGGACGUUCGGGGUUUAGGUACGUGACCGUACAAAGAAGAGAAGCGCUGGAGCCAUCUUCGUUGUACAGAACUGCUCGGGAUGGGACUCCGAGGAGGGGAAGGAGAGUGGCUGGCGCCUCUCCAGCCUUUAGAGGGUUUUCAGACCACUUGGUCUCUUUUCAAACAGUCGUCUGGGUGAGGCAUGGAACUCCUCUGGCGCUGCCCACGGCGGCCACCGGCGCUUUCCAGCUCCACGUGGUGAUGGAAGCUGCUGCAUCACUCCAGUGCUGCAGCACGCUGCAGCCUGUGGCACAUCCAGCUGGUCUGAGCAGGAGCUUGGCCACACAUUCCUGUUGUCCGAGAGCUUUUGACUGUAUCUUUUUAAAGACGUGAAAAAAUACCCUCAGCAAAAGAACUAUUAAAAGGAUUUAGACUAUUUCUUUUUCUCUCCUUUUUUCUUUCUUUCUUUCUUUUUUUUUUCCUUCCCUUUCUUCCUUUCUCUUCUAUCUUAUUUCAGAUUGUUUGGGCUUAUUGUAUUUAUGACAUGGGAUUGCUUCUGUUUAACACUGUCAUGCAGUAUCCACUGAAUGAAAAGGUACAUAGGUGUUUGAUGCCACCCUCCCAGUCCCUUAUCCUUCCUGCUGGUAAUACUCAGCAGCUGAAUUUCAAACCUGCUGUGGUCUCCUAGAAUUUUUCCAGUGGUUUCUGUGGAGCCAGAGCUUCUCUCAAGAAAGAUGAAUUUUAGAGUUGGUAAGGGAAGAAAAUAUUUGCUAGUGAAUUAUCUCUUUGGACUGGGAAAUUUUUAAACUCAAAAAAUC